AUGUUCGACCAGUUUACCAAGCAAACUAAAGAAACUAACGAUAACUAUGGGCUUCCUUACGAGUAUGGCAGCGUAAUGCAUUACCAUUCAAAAAGUUUUUCCGCAGACAAGACCCGCUGGCACACCAUGAUACCUGUCGACAAGAUGUAUAUCGAUACGUUGGGGUCCCAGUUUGUUUCUUUUUACGACAAACUCAUGAUGAACACCCAUUACAAUUGUCUAGAUAAAUGCAAACCACGCUCUUCGGCCAAAUGCGCAAUGGGGGGUUUUCCGAACCCCAAAGAUUGUUUGAGAUGCGUUUGUCCGGGAGGCUAUGGAGGAAGACUAUGCAAUGAAAGGGAGCCAACAUUGUCUCACAGCAAUUCCACAACAACAAGAGUCUUUCAGCCAAGCGGUUGUGGAGAAGUGCUGCAAGCCACGACAGAUUAUAAAAAAUUUGAAGACGUCGUUGGUCAUUCUUGGGUAAAGGAAUCAGAUGACAAUGAUUUUUUUGCCAUGUGCAAGUACUGGAUAGAGGCUCCAUCAGACCGAAAGGUAGAAGUAAAGUUUCAUAACUUUAGUGAUCGCGUUGCUGUUCAAGGAUGCUACUAUGCUGGUGUAGAAAUUAAGUCGCAGAAGGACCAACGUAGCACCGGAUAUAGGUGCGUCAUUUCAACUUUGCCAUUGUCAGAAGUGGGGAAGUGUUCAAAUCUGAAAGCAAUGUUGUGCCUAUCAUCACCUGGAGCAGGAUCUGGCCAACUAAAACAGAAUUAUGGUAUCGAAUGGGUAGGUGUUAGAAUUGUCGUACAACACGACAACAAUCAUUAA
Cylicostephanus goldi is the source of this 807-nucleotide messenger RNA. NCBI's taxonomy places the organism in Eukaryota, Metazoa, Nematoda, Chromadorea, Rhabditida, Strongylidae. The record is from the annotation of a GenBank genome assembly.